Molecule: messenger RNA, 228 nt
Organism: Penicillium lagena
Lineage: Eukaryota; Fungi; Ascomycota; Eurotiomycetes; Eurotiales; Aspergillaceae
Exons: 1
Coding region: 1-228 (75 amino acids)
Source: RefSeq, a predicted model, not a curated record
AUGGCUUUGGGGCUGGAGAUCCAGGAGGAUUUCGAAGUUCUCGGUGGAAGGGAUGGGCAGGAUGCAUGGACCCGACACUAUGGGAAGCAUGGACAGCGGCCGAUCAAUAGACAUGAUUUGGAAUUCACCACGGGCGCCGUAUUGACCGUGUUACAUACACCUGGUACCGCCCCUUUCCGAUUAGAGUUGUCCUCGGCCAUGGCCUUGGAAUUCACGAUUGCCCAAUAA